UGUAGGCCUAGCUCCACUUUAGAAAUUGAUUCUCCGCAGAACAACGUUAGAAAUGUCGUCCAGCAGAACAUCGAGACGAAAGUCUGACAGAAAAAGCAAAUCUAGGUCUGCGAAAGCGAAGAAAAAUGUCGAAGUUGUUGGUAACGAGUUAGAAACAUUUGAGGACGGCCGCGAUGUUUUCUCAUCCAUUCUUGAAGAAACUCACAAAUCUGACGAGAAAAUUGACGAUGAAAUUAUAAGCAUUGCCAGUGAUACAUUGCUUUGUUUAGAAGAAGUGUAUUGCGAUUCUAAUUCGACACAAGACAUGAGUCCAAUUGGAGACUGGGGAUCUGAAAUGAAUACUAUCUCACUUGUAAUCGGUGAAGGAGAUGGAGCUGUUCUGUUGAAGAGUAAGAUUCAGCAGCUGACCAACUGUCAUGAAAUUCAAAUAUGUAAACAAGAGGAAUCAUUCGAGUUGUGUAAUAACAAAGGAUUUGUUCUAAUCUGGUUGCUGAUGGACAUGCCUGUAGGACCAGAUAUACUUAGUUUGACUACAUCUAUUAGAUAUGCCAGUAAAUGUAACAGAGGAACAGUUAUAAUAGGUGUAGCCAAUGAUAUUUCUUCAGUAGAUUUGCGGCGUCAUGGUAUAGAUGAAAUUGUUCUUGAACCUGUUGAAGAAGACCUCAUCCGACAGAAAUACUCCAAAUGGACGUCAAUCACCAUUGUUCCUGUAGAUUUGGACGGUUCUGAGACGCACAUUAAAGAACUUCCUUCAUUCUCUGAAAACCCUGGUACUCCAAUGUCACCAUCUUCAACUAUAUGUGCAGAACAACCCACAAGAGGUGGAUUUAGCAUAUCUGUAGACAAUAAAUCUGGUCAACUUAGUCUUGCUCAGCUGGGUGGAUUGAAUAUUAUGAAAUGUAUGACUGCACAGAUCAAUGGACAACAGACAGAAAAACUGAAACAACAAUCUGCUAAUGAUCAUACAACUAAAGAAAAAGUUAGAAGAGAGCGAAUCAAGGACAGUUGUGAUCAGUUAAGAGUUCUGCUGCCAUACAUUAGGGGUCGUAAGACUGAUAUGGCAUCCAUUUUAGAAAUGUGUGUAGACUUCAUUAAACUGGUCAAUGCAGCUCUGCCUCAAGACUUUCAAAAUCAAAUUACUGAUAUACUGGCCAGGGAUUCUACUACACCAGAAUCUCCUACACCAAGCAAAAAGAAGAAAUCUAAGAAAGAAGAGGCUGACUCAAAUACAGUUUCAUCAACUGUUGAUACAGAUAUAAAUAAUAAUGAAAUGAAGGUAGAACCUGGCUAUGUACAGCAGUAUCCCACUGUAGGAAUAAAAGAUAAUGAUCCCUUUAUGAGUUCAAAAUCAACCAAACGUUUCCUUGUUCAGGCUGACAAGUUUUUGUCAUCACCUCCACCCACAAGCUGUAUAUCUAAUGCUUUGACACUCAAUCAAUAUGAACCACCUAUGUCUAGGCCUGGAUCAGCUGUCAUGGAUCAGCAGCAGUCGUCUUACUCUUAUAACACAGGACCUCAUGCAUUUUAUAAUGAAUAUGACAUACAGAAUUUUCAUAGGACAUACAACUCACAUGAAGCAUAUCCAAAUGCUUUCUUCGGCUCACCAUUGGCAUCAAAACAAACUGGAAUUGACCGUGAUGCCUUUGGUAUGUGCAUGGAACCUCAACCCUAUUACCAGUUUUAUGGAUCCAAUACCAUUUGUCCAUAUAACAUGCCACAGAUGCCAGAUUACGUCAAUCCAAAUGCUGUAUUACCAAUUAACCAUAACAAAUCUACCCAUAGCACUACUUAUGAAGAAUCUAAUUUGAUGUCCCAGCAUAAUCCUUUGUCUUCAGAGGACAUCAAACCUCUAGAAAAACUAUAAUUUUAUACAAGGAUUGUAUACUAUAGGGAAAAAGAAAAGAUUUUAGAAAAGUCAUUUAAGAAUAUGGAAAAAGAUAUGGAGAUAAUCAUUUUACUUGUUUUAUGAAAGCAAUAUAAGUUUUGAAUAUGAGUAGCGUUUAGUUUUAAUAGUGGCUUGGUUAUGGUAGUAUUAUUUAAUGGUUUUUCAUUGUCAAUUCACUGUUGUGUAUUAUAUUAAUUCAUGAUUGGGAUUUCAGUGACUGUCCAUGUUUAUUUUUUAUUAUAAAAUUUAGUGUUCAUUAAGUUGUGCAAAUAUACUUCCUAUUUUUGUUGUAAUUUCUAUUAAUAGUAUACAUUUAUAAAUUGUUAUGUUAAAAAGGAUUGUUAUAAAUUUUACUUUUUUUUAAAGGUUUAAGUUUUUGUUCCCUGGUUAUCUUUACAAAAGAAUGGAAUUGAAUUAAAACUUGUAAAGAUUUGUGUUAGAGGAUGAAAUUAUUGUUUAGAGAAUGCUACAUAUUAUGUUUAGAAUUUGUUUUAGAAUGUAAUUGUUUGUAAGAAAUGUAAUUCUUUGAUCACAAAUGUAAUUGUUUGUCACAAAUGUAAUUGUUUGUUACAAAUGUAAUUGUUUGUUACAAAUGUAAUUGUUUGAUCACAAAUGUAAUUAUUUGUUACAAAUGUAAUUGUU
This is a messenger RNA of Mytilus trossulus (common blue mussel), 2527 nucleotides long. RefSeq lists its product as uncharacterized. NCBI's taxonomy places the organism in Eukaryota, Metazoa, Mollusca, Bivalvia, Mytilida, Mytilidae. Gene Ontology annotation, cellular component: nucleus. The record is from RefSeq and is a predicted model, not a curated record. Gene Ontology annotation, biological process: regulation of DNA-templated transcription; spermatogenesis. The coding region runs from base 53 to 1864 and encodes 603 amino acids. The transcript has 11 exons. Gene Ontology annotation, molecular function: DNA-binding transcription factor activity, RNA polymerase II-specific; RNA polymerase II cis-regulatory region sequence-specific DNA binding; protein dimerization activity.